Molecule: messenger RNA, 924 nt
Organism: Candidozyma duobushaemuli
Lineage: Eukaryota; Fungi; Ascomycota; Pichiomycetes; Serinales; Metschnikowiaceae
Product: RTA1 domain-containing protein
Exons: 1
Coding region: 1-924 (307 amino acids)
Cellular component (GO): membrane
Source: RefSeq, a predicted model, not a curated record
AUGGCUAGCGGAUUCGAGAACUGGCAACCUUACAUGUACACGCCGUCGUUGGCGGCAGCGAUCAUCUUCACCAUAGUGUUUGUCGGAGUGACCGCAUACGCUUCAUUCCAGUUUUACAAGGCAUUGAGGUACCCAAACAUCCACCCGCUUGAUCGCAAAAGAACCCUCAUCAUCAUACCUUUCAUAGUCGGAGGAUUCUGUGAAAUCAUUGGCUGCAUCGCUAGAGCAGUGUCUUCUCAAGACGACCAGGCUAGAACGCCUUUCAUCAUCCAGUCGGUGCUUUUGCUUGUGGCUCCUGCUCUUUUUGCAGCCACCAUUUACAUGAUUUUGGGCAGAAUCAUCGCCAUGUUGAACAGCGCCCACCAAUCGCUCAUUCCCUUGCGUUUCCUCACCAAGAUCUUUGUCUUUGGUGAUGUUCUUUCCUUCUUGAUGCAGGGCACAGGAGCUGGGAUCAUGUCUGCUGGAAGCCACGACAAUAUCAGCACGGGUGAAAGUAUCAUCAUUGCCGGUCUUUUCAUCCAAAUCGCCUUUUUCUCCGUUUUCAUCGUCGUCACGGGUCUCUUCCAGUACAGAGUGUUGAGAGAGCCUUCUCUCGAGGCCCAGGGCACCAGAUACACGCCUUCCAAGGUCCACAACUGGCAAUUGAUUAUGUUCACGCUUUUUGCGUGCUCCAUUCUCAUUUUGGUCAGAUGCAUAGUCCGUGCUGUUGAGUACAUUGAAGGCUGGGACGGCUACAUCAUAUCCAACGAGGUCUUCCUUUACACCUUGGAUCUCUUGUUGAUGUUUUUGAACAUGGUGUUAUUGUGCUGGCAGGACAUUUGUGGCUACUUUGUCGAAGUGGGCCCUAUCUCCAGAGAUCAGAAUGCAGGCCAGCUGCUUACUGCCGAUUCUGACGGCUAUAACGAGGCCAAGGUCGGCUUUUAG